AUGAAAGGAUUAAAGCUUUUUAAAGCCAUAAUAUAACAAAAUAACAUUAUAGAAAUCGUAAUGAGACUAAUCUAAGGAUAUUACUUCAAAUAAACAUAAAAUAAAAUAAUCAAGCUUUUCACUAAAUUUCUUAUCAUCUCCCAAUAGAAAAACUUUGUUUUAUACUCAAUAUACAAAAACCCAAAUGUAAACAUAACUUUAACUUAAUUUAGUCUCUUCCGUGAUUAAAUUAGCUUUGCAAAUACUACAAAUGGUAAAACUAUCAAAAAUAAGAUUAAUAUCACUAAACUUAAAUAUUAUAUUUUAUCGAGUUCUGAAGAGUUUCCACAUUCCAAGCUUAGGUCAAUAAGAGAAUAAUAUUUAUCCUUGUCAAGUUUUAGACAAAAGAAACUACUAAGCGUUUUUUCUAAUAAAAUUGAGUAAAAUACUAUUAUAAACAUGUAUAUGAAAGUGAGGAUAGAAGCAUAUAAACUUCUUCUGAAUAGCUUCCUUUUUAAAAUAAAUAUACAAAUUGACACAAGAAUUGUUAAUGAGCAAAUAAAUAUUGGGAUCAUAAACGUAAAAAGAAGUUCAGUGUAUCCUAUGUUAGUUGAUUCAGGUUUAUACUGA
Molecule: messenger RNA, 609 nt
Organism: Tetrahymena thermophila SB210
Lineage: Eukaryota; Ciliophora; Oligohymenophorea; Hymenostomatida; Tetrahymenidae
Exons: 1
Source: RefSeq, a predicted model, not a curated record